AUGUUUCUCUGUGUGUAUUCUGCUCCCUUGGCAAAACUGAUAACCCUUUCCUUGAACUCUGCUGUAACUUGCUUAUAUUACUAUGAUAAAAUUUAUCCUUUCAUAUUUGUAUUAUUUGCUUACAUGACUGUGUCCUUUAAGAUCCCUCAAAGUCAAAAGGGGCAUGUUAUUUAUAAUUAUAUCCCCAAUAUGCAGCACAGGCUUAGUAAAUAUUUUUGCAUGAAUAGAAAUCCACUCUGUAUUAUGGAAGUCAUAUUUAAACUCAUUGGGAGUAUUUAUAAUGUGAUAUUCAAUGUGAUAUCAAGUAACUAUACAAGCCUACUAACUUUAAAUGCAUUGAAAUUAGAUAAAAUUUAA
This is a messenger RNA of Pipistrellus nathusii (Nathusius's pipistrelle), 357 nucleotides long. NCBI's taxonomy places the organism in Eukaryota, Metazoa, Chordata, Mammalia, Chiroptera, Vespertilionidae. The record is from the annotation of a GenBank genome assembly.